Coffea arabica (coffee) is the source of this 1032-nucleotide messenger RNA. RefSeq lists its product as uncharacterized. The record is from RefSeq and is a predicted model, not a curated record. Lineage: Eukaryota; Viridiplantae; Streptophyta; Magnoliopsida; Gentianales; Rubiaceae. Gene Ontology annotation, molecular function: mRNA binding; structural constituent of ribosome. Gene Ontology annotation, biological process: translation. Gene Ontology annotation, cellular component: ribosome; mitochondrion.
AUACCCGGCUCUAAACCUCUAAGCAAACAGAACUCAGUCCCAAUUCUGCUAGCGCGGUAUCAGUAUCAAACGCCACCAUUUCUACUCUCCACCACCCAAACAACCAUCUCUCUCCGCCACGCCGCCGCUGCCCCUUCUCCUCUGCACCACCGACCACUACCGAGGUGGCUUUUCCCACCUAGUGGCUGUUGAUUUAUGGGUCUUGGAGAAUCAAAUGGGUAGUUUCUAAGUCAAUCCUGUAAAAGCGGAUACUACUGAAUUACAAAAUGAGUUUGUUCUCGCGGUUAAGGCAUCAGUUGCCUUAUGAACUUUUUAGGAAGCCCUUUUUCUGUCCUGUGCAUAAAUUAGUUAACUCGGUUGGGAUGGCUCGCGGGUUUGCUCAGCCUGCAUUGAAAGAAGACGAAGAAGGUGUGGAGGAAAUAGAAGUCGACCAAAGAAGGCUUCCGGCUGAUUAUGAUCCUGCUACAUUUGAUCCUACGGAACAUCGUAGUCCUCCAACAGAGAGGGUAUGGAGACUAGUUGAUGAAAUAUCGUCGCUUACCUUGGUUGAAGUUGCAGAGCUUGGUUCAAUAAUGAUGAAAAAGAUGGGUAUGAAGGAGCCUCCAGUUGUGGGGGUCAUGAAACCUGGAGACGUUGGUAUGGGUGCAGUGUCAAUGAAGGGACCAGCAACAGUUGCCAAGGAAGAGAAGAAAGUAGAGAAGACUGUUUUUGAACUAAAGCUGGAGUCCUAUGAUGCAGCUUCAAAGAUCAAGGUCAUUAAGGAGGUUCGGAGUUUCACUGACUUGGGACUUAAAGAAGCAAAGGAUUUAGUGGAGAAGACGCCUGCAGUGUUUAAAAAAGGAGUGUCAAAGGAAGAAGGAGAGCAGAUAAUCGAGAAGAUGAAAGCUGUUGGGGCAAAAGUUGUUAUGGAGUGAAGUGAGAAUGAAACUGGCAUUUUUGUUCAUCUUUGAAAGUUUAUGAAUCUGAUGAUGUCUGUCAAAGGCAAAGUUAUAGUUGGAUUUUGAACUCUUUUUUUUUUUUUUUUUUUUUUUU